This is a messenger RNA of Cadophora gregata, 1774 nucleotides long. Its product is annotated as Glycerophosphocholine phosphodiesterase. Lineage: Eukaryota; Fungi; Ascomycota; Leotiomycetes; Helotiales; Ploettnerulaceae. The record is from RefSeq and is a predicted model, not a curated record. Gene Ontology annotation, biological process: glycerophospholipid catabolic process. Gene Ontology annotation, molecular function: glycerophosphocholine phosphodiesterase activity. The transcript is spliced from 5 exons. The coding region runs from base 173 to 1774 and encodes 533 amino acids.
CUCUGGAGAAACAGCUCUCUUCCUGGCAGCUCAGUCAGGACAGGACGAGGUCAUAAAUCUGCUUAUAACUGCCCCCUCAAGCUGCAAAAUUGAUCUUGACUUGCAAGAAACAGCAUAUAGCGCGACACCGUUGAUCAUUGCAUGUGUUCAGGGACACUUCCACGCAGUGCGGAUGCUUCUCGACGCUGGAGCGAAUUGCAGUCUUCCAGAUUUGUUUGGAUGGACAGCCAGAGAUCAUGUCGCGUUCCGAGGAUUUUGGCGGAUUGCUGAACUGCUUGAGCCGCCCUCGGUCUCAGAAAACCCCCCUCGCAGUCCAAAGCUUCCCUUGACUGCCACAAAUGGGAUGACUUCCUGCGUCACAGGGGAAAAUAGACUAUUCAUUAACCUGGGAACACUGGACACGCGAAUGCCAAAGAGUGUUCUCGAUAUGGGUCCAUAUUUGUCAAGGUAUCCCGCCUGCUCCUUUCCCGAGACUGGCUUCUCUAUGGAAGUCGAUGCCAUUGGAGCCAUUGGAAUGUCUCGGACUGUCCAGCUUCCACAAUUACACGACGCCACCUAUGAACCUUUCUUCUUCACCACCCGUGAUUACCGGAACCUUCAAAUCGUGUUCAAGGUAUACAAAAACUGUACCAAGUCUGGAGGUGGGUUGGAGCAUAUAGGAACAGCUAUUGCUUUACUUGACAGCCUAAAAGGAGGAUUGGAAUCUGUUCGAGAGAAUCUAGUCAGAUACUACACUGUACCUCUCAUCGACAAAGAAUCUAUGGAUUUCAUUGGUACAGUAACCUUCAAUUUUCUGCUGAUCAAGCCCUGCCGGUCACCAGGUUUAUCAACGUCUAUGACGCAGAACGUCUUCGGGAGAAGUGCCGUUACAAGAGUUGUGGGCCAUCGAGACGUUCAGUUGACAAGAGACCAUGUUCCUGUCAUCUAUCACGACUUCCUUGUGAGUGAAAGUGGGGCCGAUCUCGCACCACAUAAUCUCAGUUUCGAUCAGUUCAUGUACAUUAGCGAGCUUCAGGGAUCCAGACAGUCGCACUUGGCAGUUAUGGAGGACACUAUCACUAAGCGCUCCAACAUACCCAUCAAGCAAAGGGGCAGAUCACGAUCUCGCUCUCUAAAUACGCUUGUGGAAGAAAAUAAAUAUCGAAAUCUCAUCAAUGGUAUGCGGCAUACAUUUGAGUACAGACGAAAGGGAUUCAAGGGAAAUCUGAGAGGCGAACACAUACACAGCUCCUUCACAACUCUCGAAGAACUACUUCGAUCCAUCCCUGAAGAAGUCCAUAUAGACAUCGAACUGAAGUACCCAAUGCUAUGGGAAGCCCAGGACUGGCAAAUGGAUCUUUACGGCGUUGAACUGAACCUUUUUGUUGAUGUUAUUCUUGAAAAAGUUUCCGCCCUCGCCGGGAAUCGUGCCAUCGUGUUUACGUCUUUCAGUCCUGAACUCUGCAUCCUCGCAUCUCAUAAACAACAAAAAUACCCCGUCAUGUUCUUGAACGAGUCAAAUCUCUUCCCAACAGGCGAUGUUAGAGCAAGUAAUCUACAAGAAGCGGUACAUUUUGCCAGACGGUGGGGUUUACCGGGCGUUGUCAUGUCCUCAGAGCCGUUUGUCAUGAGCCCAAUGCUCGUGCCAUUUGUCCAUGACGCUGGGCUUGUUUGUGUCUCUUUCGGCGCCUUAAAUGAUGAUCCUCGGAAUGCAAAGAUACAAGCCAAAGCUGGACUAGAUGCUAUCAUUGUUGACAAUGUGAACCUGAUCAGCAAAACUCUCAUGAGUUCGUAG